GCAGCCGAAUCUUUCAAGCAAGACUGCUCAACAAGUCAACAUCUUUCGUGUGCUCGGUUCAGGGAAUGAAAGAACUUCUUUGCGACAUCCUCUUGUGUUGGUGUGGAUAUGGAAAGUCACUCCUGCAGAUGAGCUGAGAUGAGGGAUCACCUUGGGUCCGCAGAUGUGUAGAUGUUGUGUUGCAAGACUAUGCUUGCCUUCUGUUGUAAAAUCUACACAUUCUUUCUCAAGUUCAGUAAAUGUUGUCAUUCCAGUCAGGUUCUCUGCACUGUAAAUGGGAAGCUGUGGCUCAGACCAAACUAUAAACAAUCCCAGCAAAUCAACACGGUUCUUUUCAGUAGCACAGAGGGGAGGGGUGUCAUUUGAUUGGCUGUUGAACAUAAAUAAAAUCAACAACAUUUCACCAAGACUGGACUCAAGGCUGAGUCUUGAAGUAGUGGCAUGGUCACCCUCCUUGUAUGACAGAAAGCUGAGAAAAGAUGGAGACAAGAUGAGAGCAGGAAACAAAGUUUAGGUUAGGAUAUGAUAGUUUAGAUCAAGAUCUAACAGUUUGUCUUAUGUUUUUCAACCAGAUAAAUCAUCUGUGUUCCUGAAAGACCCCACUGAUGUCAUGACUUACAUGUAUGGAGACAACAUUGUUACGACCAAUGGGGAAGAAGCCAGUCUGCUUCGGCUGUCUCUCAUGAAUCUGUUCACGGGGAAGUGCCUGGCUUCCAGCUCUGAUUACAUUAAAAGUGUUUGUGAACGCAGCCUGAAGGACCUUUCCUCAAGUGCAGAGCCCCAGUCAGUCUACCCCAUAUUCAAGAGGCUGGGCUCGGAGCUGGUGCUGGGCCUGUUCCUGAAUGUCAAGGCGGAGGAGACGCCUGAAGUGUUCGAGGAGAUCACUCAUCUCUGCACCCUUCACUGGCACGGGAUCAUAUCCGCUCCUGUGAACAUUAAGGUGCCCCUGUGGUCCUCUGGCUUCAGCACGGCCCUGGAAGCCAGAGACAAGCUCAUGGAGAUCAUCAAAGAGAAGCUGGAGCUGGAGCAAGAGGGGUUUGUGGGCUGUCUGCGGGCUCUCCCUCUGCCAGAUGCCAGCUGUGCCUCUCAGCAUCUGCUGCUGUUCAUCUCGGCCCUCAUCCCCAAAGCGCUGGCCUCACUGCUCACCUCCUUCACACUGGCCCUGUGUGGGCCCGGCCAGGAAGAGGUGCGUGAACGAGCCAGGCAAGAUCCAAGGUACCUGGACCAGGUGCUGCUGGAGGUGCAGAGGCUGUGGCCUCCUUUCAUUGGUGGAAGACGGAUAGCGAGUCAGGACACCACGCUGGGAGGCUACCACAUCCCUAAAGGCUCCGCCACCAUGUAUGUAAGCUACACCGUCCACCGCGACCCUGAGGUGUUCCACCAGCCAGAUGAGUUUAGGCCGGAGAGGUGGUCAGGAAGGAAUGCUGGGCAGGAGAAUUUGCUGUGCAGUUUAGGAAACGGCCCCAGGAACUGUAUUGGAAUGCAGCUGAACCACGUAUUUCUCAAGGCCGUGUGUGGCUAUAUGCUGCAGCACUACGGGUGGGCUCUGAGCCCCUCCGACCAGAGCCUGCAGUACAAAUGGCUGCCUGUCAGCAGACCAGCGGAGCUGCCCAUGGUCAUCUUCACCCCGCUCCACGACCAAGCCUCACCUCAGUCCCACGGCAACACACAGGACAUACACACACACACAUGCCCUCACGCCGAAGCAAGGAAAGGCACUUCAGACUGACGAGUAGACAGGUGGGAGUUUUCAUAGGACAAAAAGCACUCUAGUAUAUUCAUUGUGGUGCAAUAUGGCUAAAUUAUUUUUUUUAGUGGGUAUGGUUGGGUGGAGGGGGACUGACCCUGCAGCAUUUAUAUUCUAUGGGAACCCCUCCCCCAACCCCCAUUCUAAAGAGGAUUUGUUUUACUUACACUAUCUGGCAUUGGAAAGAGACACUAUGAAUACACCAGUUCCCUGUUGCCUUGAAAGUAGGAGACAAAAUACAAAUAGACGCACAAAAAUAUGGCUGCUAGGUACAAUGAGAUGAAACUCCAGCAAAAUGCAGUCUCUGCCUCCCAUUGUCUUUCCUUCAAAUGAGUUCCCUUGCUGGCCUCGUCUUUUGCCCUACAUGCUGUCUGCGCAGUCAAAGCACUUUAUGGACCAAGAUCCUCAGUCAUUUCCAUUUGUCUCGGUUGUGCUGUGUAUGAUUUGCUCAAUACAAUAAGAACCAUUUUGGUUCAAGACCUGCUGUGAAUGUUCGGCAUCUGUGGUCUUAGUUGUUUCAAAUGGGGGUUUUUUUGUCAUUGAGGAAAGCCACAUGAAACAGCUACAGAGGAGAGGGUGUGAUAUAGACAUCAAGGAGUACCCUCUGAGUUUCCCUCUUUGCCUACUGCUCCCUCCCUCCCUCUUCUCUCUCUCUCUCUCUAUCUCUCCCUCCCUCCCUCCCUCUG
Molecule: messenger RNA, 2433 nt
Organism: Alosa alosa (allis shad)
Lineage: Eukaryota; Metazoa; Chordata; Actinopteri; Clupeiformes; Clupeidae
Product: putative cytochrome P450 120
Exons: 11
Coding region: 611-1729 (372 amino acids)
Biological process (GO): sterol metabolic process
Molecular function (GO): monooxygenase activity; heme binding; iron ion binding
Source: RefSeq, a predicted model, not a curated record